Molecule: messenger RNA, 996 nt
Organism: Nannizzia gypsea CBS 118893
Lineage: Eukaryota; Fungi; Ascomycota; Eurotiomycetes; Onygenales; Arthrodermataceae
Exons: 2
Coding region: 1-996 (331 amino acids)
Biological process (GO): vacuolar proton-transporting V-type ATPase complex assembly
Cellular component (GO): endomembrane system
Source: RefSeq, a predicted model, not a curated record
AUGGUGUUUUUGACAGCUACUCCAAGCAUUAUCUCCGCCGUCGAAGCUCUCCCUUUAACAGCACGGGAGGAGCUUUCUCUUGCCGAAGCUCCCGGUUUAAAUGAUCCUAUAUCUCAUAGCCAACUGAUAUCAAUUGCACGGAGGCUGUCUGCUCGUCCAUCCAGAUCGACAGAUAUAGAUGAAGAGGACAAUGUCGGGGUACCGGUUGAUACUGCGACUUGCGAAGGCAGCAAGUAUACAUUGAACAGCCUACUCCGUGGAACAAAGCUCUACAUUCCUCCCCCGCCCCCCAAGCCUGCGCCAAGCCCGGAGUACCUUGCCCUUAAAGCGAAAUUGCUGGCGGAAGCAGAGCAGAACCAAUAUAACUCCCUCCUACACCCUCUCUCCGAAUCAGAAUCGAAACGUCAGCCUGCCGCAAUAUUUGCAUCAUCCUCAAGCCGGACACACAAUGGUGCUAAGCCGUCAGUCCUUAUGGAAAAUGACGAAUCUGACCCCAUUACCCCUUCGCUGGUGCUGAAUAUUCUCGUCUCUAUACUAUUUACCGGAUUUGCUACCUAUUGGGGUCUGUCUAAUUUCCGGAUACCAAAGCUAUCUACAUUAUUACCCUGGUCGGAACGCCCUAGCUCGCCAACCAAUGAUCCUCAUACCUAUUAUUAUUAUCCUCACGCCCCUUCUUCGCAACCAUUUCGGGUGUUCGUCUCUCUAUUUGUCGGGAUAUUGGUUGGUGUUGCUGAAGUGGUCGUUUAUGCCUCCUACCUUCGGAAGGUAGAAAAUGCAAAGGCAAAGGAGAAGGCCAAGGUUGAGAAGAAGGUGUUUAUUGGGCUAGUUGAAGAUAAUCCUCGUGAUGAGGACCGGGAUCCAGCAAAGUUAUCUACAUCUGUUUCGUUUGAAGAUGGUGAGAAAGAGGAGAUAUGGGGUAAAGGUAUCAAUGGCGGAGCUCGAAGAAGGGUCCGUGAGAAAUGGAGAGAGAAAGAGAACAGGCUGGAACAGGAGUAA